AUGUCUCAUGCCUCAGAAUCACAUGGAAUAGUGCUGAAUGACUUCAAAGAUCAUAUUAAAGAUCUCUGGGAGGAUUUACUGAAUGAACGAUUUGUCUUUAGCUUCAGAAACUCUCUGAAGAUUUCAGCUUACAGGAAACUAGAGACUGAAUACAGGAAGUGGUCCUGGAGUCUUCGCAGUGCCAUGAUGGAAUCUGAGAACAAACUAUACAACAAAAUAGAAAAUGAAGCAAUUCAUGAAGUUGAGGAAACUGAUCUUCACAGAGAACUAAAGGAGACAAGAGAAGAAGUGAAAAAAUCAAUGUCUGAAUUAUUUGAGAAAGACAGAGAUAAAGAUAUACUGAUUCAGUGGAAAACAUCAUUUGAAAUCAAAAUCAAAGAGCUUCAGGAAAACAUUGUGAGAGAAACAAAGAGGAAAUUAAAUGCGAUUCUUCAGCAGCGAGACCUGAAGAAAAAGAUUGAUGCUCAGAGGACACAUCAUGAAAACACUCUCUGUGAAAAGAGCAAAGAACUCACCUUUAAACUCAGAGACAAAGCAAAUGAUGGAGAAACACUGAAGAAAGAGUUUGAUUUGUUUUGGAAACAGUGGAUGAAGAUGAUCAUCAGAACCACUCCUGCAGUCAGAGACAUUGACAUAAUGAGAGAUGUGAGAGAGAUACUCAGUGACGUCUAUGACAGUCUUCCUGUAGGUUACUGGAGGGAGAGCAGGGAUAUUUUCACUGUGUCGAGUUAUUCAGAUUAUGUAAAACUAAAGAAACCCAGUGGAAUUGAUGCAUCUCAAAUAAGAUAUUUCGUCACAGAUGUUGCUCAGCAGACAGACACAAUCAUUCAGUCAUUUAACAUUUCAAAGAUGGGCUACAACAUCAGCUGCAUCCAGCUACUCACAGAUUACAUUAAGACAAGACAAAAACAUGAGGAAGGGCAAGUGAAUUAUGUGUUCAAGAAUGAAUUCUUCAUAGAUUUGGUUCUGUCCAUCUGUAAGAGAGCAAACAAGAAGAUCACUGACCAACACAGACUGUCCAGAGAAGCCAAUGAUCCUGUAAUAUAUGUUGAGAAGGAGAGAGAAGAGUAUUAUAGUGUUUUCCUGAAAUACUGUCAUGGAGCUGCAUCAGCUGCUAUUUUUGGUAAGAUCAUCUGUGAGAAACUGAAAGAGCUCAUUGAGCAGAGCGUCUACAAGAAGACUGCCAGAUAUUUAGCAAAUUAUAUGAGAACAGACUGUCAAUCACUGAAUGGAAACAGAUCAAAUCUGGAGAAACACAUCCUGAAGACACUGGCAGAAGAGGAGGAUUUCAACAAAUACAUGAACUACAUUCAUAAUACCAGAGAUCACUACAAGAGUUUCAUCAGAGAUGAAGUCAGGCGGUACAUCACUGAUCAGUUCAGUGUCAGUGUUUUACCCAAGAUGAAGGAUAACAUUAAACUCCUGCAGCAGAAGAUCAUGAAAGCAGCUCAUAAACUAGAAGAGGUGAUAAGAAAAGAACUUGCUGCUAUAAUGUCUGACAUCAGCUGUAGAUUCAACACAAAGUCAUUUCCAGUAAAUUUGGAUUAUAAGUUCAGGCCAGAUGAGCUUCUGAUUGAUCACUUCUGUCAGUGCUGUUGGGUUCAGUGUCCGUUCUGUAAAGCUAUCUGCACCAACACCAUAGAAAACCAUCCUGGAGAUCACAGUGUUGCUUUCCACAGAGUGACUGGAAUUAAUGGAUAUUUGUACAGAGGAACAACAAACUUGUGUAUUAACAUCUGUACCACAGCAGUAGUGAGUGAUCGAUGGCUUUAUCCCGAUGGAUCAGAUGAUAAAGUCCCCUGGAAAGAGUACAGAAGAGCAGGAGGAGUUUAUGCAUACUGGAGCAUCACCCCUGAUGUCUCUGAACUGCCCUACUGGAAGUGGUUUGUGUGCAGAUUCCAGAGAGAUCUGGAGAAAUACUACAUGAAAACAUUUCAGGGAUGUGGUAAAAUACCACAUGCAUGGAGAAGAUACUCAAAACAGGAUGCUAUUGAGAGUUUGGAUAAAUGCCUUUAAUUGAAGAAAUGAA
Messenger RNA from Sinocyclocheilus rhinocerous, 2029 nucleotides. RefSeq names its product interferon-induced very large GTPase 1-like. NCBI's taxonomy places the organism in Eukaryota, Metazoa, Chordata, Actinopteri, Cypriniformes, Cyprinidae. The record is from RefSeq and is a predicted model, not a curated record. Bases 1 to 2016 code for a protein of 671 amino acids. The transcript is spliced from 3 exons.